CAUGGAGGGAGGCGCGGCGCCCGGCCGCCCGUGACGCGCCGCUGCCCGGCCCGCUCGCGGCGAGCCCGAGCCGCCCGCGGCCCCGCGGCGCGAGAUGAGCAGGUCCGCAGCGCUGCUGCUCUGCCUGCUGGGCUGCCACGUCUGGAAGGCGGUGACCAAGACGCUGCGGGAGCCCGGCGCCGGAGCGCAAGAGGUGACACUGAAGGUGCACAUUAGUGACGCCAGCACCCAUCAGCCCAUCACAGAUGCACUCAUAGAGAUCUUUGCCAACCAGGUCUCUAUCGCCUCUGGCACAUCGGGGACGGAUGGUGUCUCCUUCAUCAAAUUCCAGUAUAAGCUGGGCAAUCAGUUGAUCGUUACCGCCACAAAGCAUGCCUACGUGCCAAAAUCUGCCCCAUGGAAGCCCAUCCGAUUACCCGUAUUUUCUUCACUGAGCCUUGGCUUGCUUCCAGAAAGAUCUGCUACUCUCAUGGUCUAUGAAGAUGUCGUCCAAAUAGUAUCAGGAUUCCAAGGUACCCGGCCACAGCCUCGAGUUCAUUUCCAGAGAAGAGCCCUGAGGUUGCCUGAGAACACCAGCUACAGUGACCUGACCGCCUUUCUCACAGCCACCAGCUCCCCGUCAGAGGUGGACAGUUUUCCCUAUUUGCGAGGACUGGAUGGAAAUGGGACAGGAAACAGCACCAGGUACGACCUGACUCCAGUCACAGCUGUCAGCGUGCACUUGCUCAGCAGUAAUGGAACACCAGUGCUGGUGGAUGGUCCCAUCUAUGUCACUGUGCCCUUGGCCACACAGAGCACUCUGAGGCACAAUGCCUAUGUUGCAGCAUGGCGGUUUGACCAGAAGUUGGGAACGUGGCUAAAGAGUGGUCUAGGCCUCGUGCACCAGGAGGGCAGCCAGCUGACGUGGACGUACAUUGCCCCCCAGUUGGGAUACUGGGUAGCAGCUAUGUCUCCUCCCAUCCCAGGUCCCGUUGUAGCACAGGACAUUACUACGUAUCACACUGUGUUUCUUUUGGCCAUAUUAGGAGGAAUGGCUUUCAUACUUCUGGUUUUGCUGUGUCUCCUUUUAUAUUACUGCAGGAGGAAAUGCUUGAAACCCCGUCAGCAUCAUAGAAAACUGCAGCUUCCAGCAGCCCUUGAGAGUUCCAAACGAGAUCAGUCAACAUCUAUGUCGCACAUCAACUUGCUAUUUUCUCGCCGGGUGUCAGAAUUUCCUGGUCCACUGUCUGUCUCCAGUCAUGGCCGCCCAGAGGCCCCAGGGACAAAGGAGCUGAUGAGUGGGGUCCAUUUAGAAAUGAUGUCCCCCAGUGGAGAGGGGGACCUGCAUACGCCCAUGCUGAAGCUCUCCUACAGUACCUCACAAGAAUUUAGCUCCCGGGAAGAAUUGCUGUCCCAUAAGGAAGAGGAUAAAAGCCAAGCAUCCUUUGAUAACCUGACGCCAAGUGAGACACUAGGGAAAGACUACCAUAAAUCUGUGGAGAUUUUUCCCUUAAAGGCAAGAAAAUCUAUGGAAAGAGAAGGCUACGAGUCCCCCAGCAAGGAUGACUACAGGGGUAGUUACAAUGCUAUGCUCUCCCAGCCUUUAUUUGAAAAGCAGGACCGAGAAGGCCCAGCAUCAGCAGGAAGCAAACUCACCAUUCAGGAACACAUGUACCCUUCACCUUCUUCCCCUGAAAAAGAACAACUGCUGGACCGCAGACCUACUGAAUGUAUGAUGUCGCGAUCAGUCGAUCACCUGGAGAGACCUACAUCUUUCCCAAGGCCAGGCCAGUUGAUCUGCUGUAGUUCUGUGGACCAGGUCAAUGAUAGCAUUUACAGAAAAGUGUUGCCUGCUUUGGUCAUCCCUGCUCAUUAUAUGAAACUCCCAGGGGACCAUUCCUAUGUCAGCCAACCUCUAGCUGUCCCCGACCAGCAGCUGGAUAUUGGAAGGCUCCAGGCUGAGCUCUCCAACCCUCAUGCAGGGAUCUUCCCACACCCAUCCUCUCAGAUGCAGGGCCAGCCCUUGUCUUCCCAGGCCAUCUCUCAACAGCACCUGCAGGAGGCGGGCACGCGGGAGUGGAGCCCUCAGAAUGCAUCCAUGUCAGAAUCCCUGUCCAUCCCAGCCUCCUUGAAUGAUGCAGCUUUGGCUCAGAUGAACAGUGAGGUGCAGCUCCUGACAGAGAAGGCACUGAUGGAACUUGGGGGUGGGAAGCCUCCACACCCACGAGCAUGGUUUGUCUCCCUGGAUGGAAGGUCCAAUGCUCACGUUAGACAUUCAUACAUUGAUCUCCAAAGAGCUGGAAGAAAUGGAAGUAAUGAUGCCAGUUUGGACUCUGGUGUGGAUAUGAAUGAACCAAAAUCUGCCCGCAAGGGAAGGGGAGACCCUUUGUCUCUCCAGCAGAGCCACCCACCUGUCCAGGAGCACCAGCAGAAAGAACCCAGAGCCCCAGACAGCACCACCUACACGCAGCUCGUGUACCUCGAUGACAUGGACCAGAGUGGCAGUGAGUGUGGGACCACAGUCUGCACCCCUGAGGACAGUGCACUGCGAUGCUUACUGGAAGGCUCAAGCCGGAGGAGUGGGGGUCAGCUGCCCAGCCUGCAGGAGGAGACGACCAAACGAACUGCAGACGGCCCCCCAGAGCCAUUAGCCAGUCCUCAACAGAGAAGAUCUGCUCAUGAUGAAGACGAAGAGGAUGAUGAUGAUGACGACCAAGGAGAGGACAAGAAAAGCCCCUGGCAGAAACGGGAGGAGAGACCUCUGAUGGCUUUUAACCUCAAAUGAGCCAUCUCUGAGCCAGCCAACUGUGGAAUAUAAAAUUGCCAAAUAUCCUUUCUUCCGGAAGUGUGGACCUGUUUGUGGAGGAAGCUGAACAACAACAUGAAGUGGAUGUUUACUGCAUUGACAUUGCUGUGUCAGUGGUGGAAAGGAAUCAAAGUUAUUACUCAGAAAAAAGGAUGACUGGUGGAUGCUGGCCCUCCAGGCUAAUGGCUGGAGAAGUGUCUGAAUGUCAGUCCACAGACUUGACAUGUCCACCACCAGGGACGCUAAAAAAAACACACAUGAUAUUACUAUGCUCCAAGGAUCACCUCAGUUCUCCCUCAGAUUCUGGGAACAGAUGAAACUCUUUUUGCAUUGCUUGAAUCCAUUUUAUCACGAUAAUGCUACUGUGAAGCUAUUACUGAGAAAUUAGGUGGGCACUUAGUGUCCCCAGAUAGGCAUUAUCUCACAGGAAAGCUAUGCAUCGCUGCUUCGUUGUCUUGGUUUUGCUUAGAUUUUGCUUUGGUUAGCUUUCAUUUUGGGGUUUGCUUAUUUUUUUUGAGUACAAUUUGGUUGUAAAAAUUUUCUUCCCUCAGUUUAAUCUGUUCUGGUUCUCAGUGGUUUAUUUCAGUGUCUCCCUUCAGGAACUCCUAGGUGUCAUCUCUUAACAUCUAAGCCUUUUAAUGAAACCAUACUGAAAUUUUUAUCAGCUAAGAGUCUUUCAAUUCUGGUCCCAUUAACUCCAAGUGCCUUUUUUACAGUGACAACAGACAGUCCCUCACUUUUUUGCUUUUUUCUUAACCCCUUUAAUUGAACUGCCUGGAUUUUAUAUAAAGUUAUUAAAUGAUACCCCUUUUCUUUAAACUGCAUGUUGCCAAGUGCCAUUCGUGCUCAGCAUUCUCACUUCAACACAGUGUACUCUCUAGUUAUCAUGUGUAACGUGGGUUCUGUUUAGCUAAGAUAGACUAGAGGGCACGUUAGAGAUACCCUCCCCUCCUCCAUUCCUUUGGCCGCUAGCCACCAUUAUGGUUUUACUGGCUGUUUGUAUAUACGGUUACGUAUUAACUCUGGAAUCCUAUGGGCCCAUCUUGCUCACCAAACGGGAGACUAUGGAUUGAGCAAGGGGACUGAAUGUGACUAUUAAAAAAAAAUCUUAUGUACUAUCCGAAAGUGCCAGAAUGACUCUUCUGUGCAUUCUCCUUAAAGAGCUGCUUGGUUAUCCAAAAAUGAAAAUUCAAAAUAAAC
This is a messenger RNA of Castor canadensis (American beaver), 3985 nucleotides long. It is a transcript of the gene Fam171a1, whose product is annotated as family with sequence similarity 171 member A1. NCBI's taxonomy places the organism in Eukaryota, Metazoa, Chordata, Mammalia, Rodentia, Castoridae. Gene Ontology annotation, biological process: stress fiber assembly; regulation of cell shape. Gene Ontology annotation, cellular component: plasma membrane. The record is from RefSeq and is a predicted model, not a curated record.